AUGAUCCAAGCGAUAAUAAGUGAUGAGCUACAAAAGUCUCAAUACUUCUCCAUUAUAGUAGAUGAAAAAAAAGACAUCAGUAAAAUAGAGCAGAUAUCAGUAGUUAUAAGAUACUUUUUGAAUGGUGUAAUUUAUGAGCGUUUUAUGGGCUACCGAGCAGCUGAGUCAUUAUGUGCUAAAUCUCUUCACGUAUAUAUUAAAGAAAUUAUUGCCAAUGGUGAUAUUGAUGUUAUGAAAUGUGUUUCACAAACUUAUGAUGGGGCCAGUGUGAUGAGUGAACGGUUGAAUGGGGUUCAAGCAUUGUUUCGUGAAGAAGUACCUCAAGCCAUUUAUGUGCACUGUUAUAACCAUAGACUUAAUCUCAUUAUAUCCGAUGUUUAUAAAAAUGUUACAAAUGUAAAAAUUGGUAUAGUGGAGAAUGUAUACAUAUUUGUAUCCGGUUCUUCUGUACAAUAUGCAAAAUUUGUAAAAAUUCAAAAAGAUAUGAAAUACAAAUCUAUUAUUGAGCUAAAAAUAGUAUGCUUUACACGAUGGACGGCACAGUACAUUACUAUGGCUCUAAAUGAUGCUGAAAUAGAAAACUUCCUUAGAGGAGAUAUGUCUGAUAUAGAAGAUCUUAAUGAUGAUGAAGAUGAUCUCAAUGAAGAACAAAUUAUUACUCAACAUAUUGUUGAAAUUACAGAGUUUAUAGAUUUGAAUAAUGCUGAAAUGGACAAUUUGGAAAGAGGACAAUGCCUCUUAGAUGGUGAAAUAUCUUUAACACAAGAUUUAUUAAACCAAAGUGACAAUACUGAAGAAGCAAAUGUUGAAAAAGAAAAUGAACAGUUACCAGCUAAUUGGGUUACAGGUUCUUGGGAAAACCAAAGAUACUCAUUUAAUUCUAUGAUGUCUGCUCCCCCUGUAUAA
This is a messenger RNA of Diuraphis noxia (Russian wheat aphid), 906 nucleotides long. RefSeq lists its product as uncharacterized. The record is from RefSeq and is a predicted model, not a curated record. Lineage: Eukaryota; Metazoa; Arthropoda; Insecta; Hemiptera; Aphididae.